Molecule: messenger RNA, 2208 nt
Organism: Entrophospora sp. SA101
Lineage: Eukaryota; Fungi; Glomeromycota; Glomeromycetes; Entrophosporales; Entrophosporaceae
Source: the annotation of a GenBank genome assembly
AUGUCGACGCGAAAAACAAGACAAAAUAAUUAUGAUGAACCUUCUUCUACUAAAAAUAAUCUAUUAAAUAAUAAUGUUGAAGAGAGAAGUAGUAGUUUCUGUAAUUCUUCUCUAAAUUCAACAUAUCCAUCAUCAUUACAAUCAACAGUAGUUGGUUCAUAUUUUUUUGCUUAUGAAGAUGAUAAUGCGGGAUCUUCUUCUGAUAGAAUGUUUCUUGUUUUAGAUAAAGCUCUAGAUACUAAAAUUUUAAAUGAUAUUCAGUCCAGUAGUUUAAAUAGUGAUGUUGCUAAUGACGAAAGUAAUGAUGUAAUUGAUGAAAGCGACGAUGGUUCCGAUGGUUGGAGAAAUUGGAUCAAAAAAAAUAGUUUUCAAAAUAUAUUAGCAAUUCUUUUGAAUCAUAGUAGAAAAAUUUUAAACAAGAGAAUUCUUAUAAAAACAUUCGCAUUCUACUUGAACAAUUCCAAAUGGUGGAUAUUUCCAGCAAUUGUAUUGUUUUUAAGUUAUUGCUAUACUUGUCAAUUUUCACUUUCAAAUCAUCAAUGUGCAUUUUGGAUAAUCAAAACCACCGACCUUGAUUCACAAUAUAGAAACUAUAUUGUCAUUAAUGAUGACGACGAUCACCAUCAAAAUCAGUAUGAAGUUGGUUUUGAGUACAGUGAUUCAUUGGUUAGGGCUGUAAUUGAAGAACAAGUGAAAAAUAUAUGUGCUGCUGAAGUGGAAAAACGAAUUAAACCGCCGCCGUCACAACAAGCUAAGCACGAAAUUACAACUUAUCGAAGAUACGUUGUUGAUGAUGUGAUUGCUAAUCUAAUUAGAAAUGAAAUUCAUAAAUCAGUAGAAGAGAAAUUGUAUGAUUAUUCACAGGAUAAAUUGAAUAGAGCUGAUUAUGCUCUUUCAUCAGGUGGUGCCAAGAUCAUAAGUAUGUUGACAUCUCCAACAUAUGAAACUUGGCCUACAAAAUGGUUUCAACAAAUUAUCGCAUCAGUAACUGGUCAUGGAAUCACACGAGGUAAACCACCAAUAACAGCUAUUCAACCUGAAAUGCAUGUUGGUCAGUGUUGGCCUUUUGCUGGAGAAAAAGGUCAAUUGGCUGUAUUAUUGAGUAGAAAAAUAUUUGUUACAGCAGUAACAUAUGAGCAUGUGACUAAAAAGUUAGCUAUGGAUGUUACAAGUGCACCAAAAGAAUUUGAAGUUUGGGGUUCUAAAUUUCAUGUCGAUGCUCAUGAUAUUGUUUUUCAUUAUAAAAAGAAAAAAGGAUUCUUUAGAUUUGAGGAUAAAUUUAAAAAGAAUCUAGAAGAUUUGAUCAUCAAACAAGCACAUCAACUAGUUGAAAGAUUUGAAGAACAAAUGAUAAUUGUUCAAACACAAGUAAUGCAAAACUAUCGAUGUCAUUCUACUACUAAAGAUAUUGGUAAUGAUCAAUCAAAAGAUAAAUUAAAACAAAAAAUGACAUGGAAAAGUUCUGCUUUUGAUCCAACACUUGGUACUACUACUAGUAGUAGUGCUGGUGGUUCUGGUUCUGGUGCUGCUGGAGGAGGUGAUGUUGAUUAUAAUGUCACUGCUUCAUCAACCAAUAUUACUCCAAUUAUUCCAGUCACUCCCAUCACUACCGUUACUCCUGCUGCUGCUACUUAUAAUAGCGCUUCCAUUAUUAAAGCCACUACUGAUGGGAGUACGGAAAAACCUGAAGUCACCACCCCUUUGACUCUAUGUAUAAAAGAGAAACUAGAAACUAGAUUUCCAGAAUCUCCAAGAGUAAAAAUUUUACAAGCAAUGAAAUUGGAAAGUGAAGAUAAAUUGAACGAAGCAUUAUCCAUCUACGAAGAUAUUCUUAAAGAUGACGAUGCUAAUAUUAUAGCUUUGAAACGUAGAAUUUCAGUAUAUAAAGCUAAAGGUCAGGAUCAACAAGCAAUGGAAUACUUGACACAGUAUCUUGAUGCUUAUUACAAUGAUGCAGAGGCUUGGUUAGAAUUAACAUCUUUAUACUUAAAUUAUCAUUUAUAUCAACAAGCAUCCUAUUGUUUGGAAGAAUUAAUAUUGUUGCAACCACAAAAUUAUUUUUUUCAUUUAAAAUAUGCUGAAGUUUUGUACAGUAAUGACAAUUUGAUUGAUUCAUUGAAAGGAUUUUGUAGAGUGUUAGAAUUAUGUGGUGGUUAUGAAAAUAAUGAUUACCCUGAAAAUAUUAGAGCAUUGUUUGGAAUAAAAUUG